AUGUACAACUGGAACCUCAUUCUUCAUAUAAGGUGUUUAAAAAGGGCUUAUUUGGAGACAGAUCUUGGAAAAAGAAGUCAAAUUCUUGAGUAUCAUCCAAAUGAUCAAGAUGAGGUAAGAAGAACUUACCUUAUGAAUAAGCCAUGUAAAAUUAAAUUAACUGAAUAUGAAUCCACAGAUAUUGGGGGAAGGGAAUGUUCCUUUCAAUAUAGUUGGCAUGAAGAAUAUGAUUGGUUGGAAUAUAGUGCAAACAAAUAUGUUGUUUUUUGUUUGUCUUGUUAUGUGUGCUACGAUGGUACUAGUAAUUUUGCAUUUGUGGUGGCUGGUUUUAAAGGUUGGAAUAUAAAGCAUAAGUUGAAUAAACAUGUUUCUGAGCAACUGAAUAGUCAUCAUAAAAAGUGUGUGAAAGCAUGUGAGGAUCUUAUGAAGAAAAAGCUGACUAUUGAGUUUUCGUAUGCAAAAUAUAGUUCAAAAAAAGAAGUAGAUUAUUUUGUUCGUUUAAAAGCAUCACUCGAGGUUGUCAAUUUGCAUGGUCAAUUUGGAGUGUCUCGUAUUGUUACUUUUUUACGGUCAUCUAACAAAAGACAAGCUCUACUUCAGAAUAAACAAGUUGCUCAUCUUGCAAAUCUAAUUGAAAAAGAAUUGGUGGAAACUGGUACUGAUUUAAAUCAAGAGUUGUCCAUUACAAGAGAUGGCGAUACAAGUUUGGGAUCUCACUUUCAAACUCUUAAUAGGUUGGUUGAUUUAUUUACUCCUAUUAUUGAAGUGUUCGAAGAUUUGAAAAGUGAUAGUCAUUUAGGGGUGAACAAAAAAGGAGGUCAACAUAUAGUGCAUGCCAUGGAACUUGUUCAAAUAUGCAAGAAAAAGUUGCAAGAAUUUAGAGAUGGUGGAUGGGAAACACUUUAUGAGCAAGUUGUGGCUUCUUGUGGUAAUGUUGAAAUCGAUGUGCCUGACAUUGAGUCUCGGUAUGUGAAAGAUAAGAAAUCCAAACGACUUGCUCCUUUUGUUACAAAUUUUCAUCAUUUUAAGACUGAUUGCUUCUUACAUGUCAUAAAUGUGGUAUUGAAAGAGUUGAAUGAUCGGUUUACACCUAAAAAUACUGAGUUGAUCAAUUGUGUUACUUACUUGAGUCUUUGUUAUUCAUUUGAAUCAUUUGACGUUAAAUCACUUGUGAGAUUGGCAAGAUUGUACCCAAAUGACUUUGAGGAUCUUACAGAUAAGGAAUUGUCUAGUGAGUUGGAGACUUAUAUGGAGAGUGUCAAGAUGGACGAUCACUUUUCCGAUUUGACUGGCAUCUCGGAACUUUAUAGGACUCUUGUUCGAACAAAGAAGCAUAAGACAUUUAGGUUUGUGUACACACUUGUCAAACUAGCUUUGUCCUUACCGGUGGCCACUGCAAGUGUUGAGCGAGUGUUCUCGGGGAUGAAAUAUGUUAAGAAUGAGUUGAGAAGUAAAAUGGCUAAUCCAUGGCUAAAAUGA
Molecule: messenger RNA, 1479 nt
Organism: Vicia villosa (hairy vetch)
Lineage: Eukaryota; Viridiplantae; Streptophyta; Magnoliopsida; Fabales; Fabaceae
Exons: 3
Coding region: 1-1479 (492 amino acids)
Molecular function (GO): protein dimerization activity
Source: RefSeq, a predicted model, not a curated record